AUGCCUGUGUGGUCUUUUGUAGAAUUGUCGAAUAGUUUGCUUAGCCCAAAGACGGUGGGUGUAUCACCGUUUUAUUCUCCGCUGGAGGAACGCAUAAGCACUGAGCCGCCACGUCUGCGAAGUGCAUUAUGGGAUUACAUGUUGUGCACAAAGCGGGCAAUCAACACACGUAUUAUUGGUUUCUGCGAGCCAACACUGCAGCAGUGUGUGGAUGAUCUCGUGCUGUACACAAAAGCCUCUCCGUGGGGCGGCAGUGAUGCGGAUGCCCUUGCGGAGGUGUUGCGACGGCGCCGGGGUGUUGUGGAUGUGGACUCGCUGCCGUGGGAGCCGCGGGCUGGAUACAAAAAGUGGUUGGAGGAACAGGGAAGAUUACAGAAAGACUAA
Trypanosoma theileri is the source of this 384-nucleotide messenger RNA. RefSeq lists its product as uncharacterized. The record is from RefSeq and is a predicted model, not a curated record. The transcript has a single exon. NCBI's taxonomy places the organism in Eukaryota, Euglenozoa, Kinetoplastea, Trypanosomatida, Trypanosomatidae. The coding region runs from base 1 to 384 and encodes 127 amino acids.